Phytophthora sojae is the source of this 2664-nucleotide messenger RNA. RefSeq lists its product as hypothetical. Gene Ontology annotation, cellular component: nucleus. The coding region runs from base 1 to 2664 and encodes 887 amino acids. The transcript is spliced from 3 exons. The record is from RefSeq and is a predicted model, not a curated record. NCBI's taxonomy places the organism in Eukaryota, Oomycota, Peronosporomycetes, Peronosporales, Peronosporaceae. Gene Ontology annotation, molecular function: chromatin binding; ATP-dependent chromatin remodeler activity; DNA binding.
AUGGCGCUGGGCGUGAAGGAGAGCGUGAGCGGGCGGCUGUUCCGGCUGUCGGCGGACGGCGCCGAGGAGCGCGUGUGCGGCGGCAAGGGCGCCGUGUACCUGAGCGGGCCCAAGGUGGUGCUGCGCUGCUGCGGCAAGACGAGCAUCGUGGCCACGCGCGCCACCAAGCAGAGCAUCCUGCGCCAGGGCGACGUGCUGCUGCUGGGCCUGCGCGACGCCUUCUACGCCAACGGCACGCUCACCAAGUACGAGGUCGUGGACACGGACGCGGCGCCGCCCAAGCUGGCGCUGCACGUGCUGCCCACGCGCGUGCCGAGCAUCACCAUGAGCUCGGCGGCCUCCAGCGCUACCAAAGCCAGCAAGGAGGAGGAGGAAGAAGAGAUGGCGCCGGCCAGUAGAAGACGCGGCAAGCGCACAAGGGCCAUUGUGGAGUCGGACGACGAGGCUGACGCCAGUAGCAAGAUCCAGGACUUGACGGUGGACUCGGACGUCUCGUCGCCCCGAGAGGAGGACGAUAUCUUCGAGAAGGAGCUGGAGACGUCCACGUCUGCUGCCAAGGACUGGAUGGCGGCCUUUGGACGGAAAGAGAGCAGCAGCAGCUCCAGGAGGUUCACGUACGAGCAUGGAAAUGACGACGACGACUCGGAUGAAGACGAGCAUUACUCUCGGUCCCAUGACGAGGUCGGCCAACUGCUGGAAGAGUGCGAAGAGAUCGCGCGCAAGCUGCGCAGGUCGGUGCAGAAAUGGUCGGGCAACUCGACCAAGUCGGCGCCCUCCAGCCCCUCCACGUCGCCCGCAGACGCUACGGACGAAGAGGAGUCUGCCCACAUGUCCAUCGCUUCUAUCGACGGCGGUGAUCGCCGCGUGGUGACGCAGGCGGAUAUCCCGGACAUCUGCGAGACGCUCGAACUGAAGCCGUACCAGGUCGUCGGCGUUAACUGGCUGCUGCUAUUGCACGAAAACAAGGUGUCGGGCGUGUUGGCCGAUGAAAUGGGACUGGGUAAGACGGUGCAGACGAUCUCGUUCCUGUUACUUCUCAAGUCGCUGGAGAAAUCGGAUAAAACUGCGGUCGGACCGCACCUCGUUGUUGUGCCCGCCAGUGUGUUGAAUAACUGGACGCGCGAACUGUCGUGGAUUGCGCCCAAGAUGCGUGUUGUCACGUACCAUGGAUCGAAGGACCACCGCCGCGAUUUGGAGGAAACGCUGGAUAGCGACGAUUUUGACGUGUUGCUGACUACGUACGCUUACUUUGAGCGGGAUACAUGCCAGGAGGAGCGCGCGUUCCUGCGCAGCUUCCAGUUUGGCUACAUGAUUUUGGAUGAGGGCCACAGCAUUAAGAACUCGAAUACCUCGCGAUUCAAGCGCAUUACCGCGUUGCGUGCGCGUACGCGGUUGGUGCUGAGCGGUACCCCGAUCCAAAACAAGCUGAAUGAGCUGCUGACGAUGCUCAGCUUCUUGAUGCCGCGGAUGUUUGAUCACGGUUCAGAUGAGCUGCUGAGCUUCUUUGAUGGUAACGAGCAGAAGAAGUGUGAAAAGGUCCGGAAGAUUUUGGCGCCUUUCAUCCUUCGGCGAGAGAAGAAGUACGUGCUGAGUCAGCUGGUGCCCAAGACUGUCCAUGUUGAGCUUAUCAAGGUGGGCGACGAGCAGCGCAAGGCAUACACGGGCUUGCUUGAAUCCGUCGUUAAGCGCCGAGACGCCCAAGCAGCGAUGAAGGCAGCAGCGAAGGAGCGCAAGAAAAACAAGGGAAAAGAGCACAAAGCCGACCGACGGUUGCGCGAGUUGAUGGGCAGCUACGCUACGCCACCCGGAGGCGAACCCAGCGCCAUGUCGAUCUUCACGCAGUUGCGUAAAGCUGCAAACCACCCGGUGUUGCUCCGCCGCCAUUUCGUGUCGGAUGAGGUGCUGGAGACCAUGAGCAGGUGCUUGCACCGGGCUGAGGCGUUCGGCAACCAGUGCUCAAUGAGCCGAGUCCGUCAGGAGCUUGAGUCGUACAGCGACUUUGAACUGCAUGAUCUGUGUGUGCAGUACGAAGCCAUCGAUGAGCUCCGCAAGUUGCAGUUGUCCAUGGAUACCCUGCUGGCGUCUGCCAAGUUCGAUUACUUGCGGAAACUACUUCCCAAGCUCCAAGGAGAGGGCCACCGUGUCCUAAUUUUCUCGCAGUGGACCAAACUUCUGGAUUUGAUGGAGGUGCUCAUGAGCCACAUGGAUUAUCGGUAUCUGAGGUUGGAUGGCUCCACCGACGUGCAGGAACGACAAGGGCUCAUCGAUACGUAUAACGAGGACAAAGGCAUCUUUGUCUUCUUGUUGUCGACGCGUGCUGGCGGGCUCGGAAUUAACUUGACAGCAGCAGACACAGUCAUUCUGCACGACUUGGAUUUCAACCCGACCUCGGACGAACAGGCCUGCGAUCGUUGCCACCGCAUUGGACAGACGAAGCCUGUGUCCAUUUACAAGCUCGUGUCCGAGAAUACGGUGGACCACGACAUCUACAAGCUGGGCGAGUCUAAGACGGAACUCAACCACAAAAUUCUGGACAAGCUCAAUGCGCACGGUGAUGGCGCUAAGAAGAAGGGCAAAAAGUCUGAUGCAGUCACAGUGGAAAUGUUGCUUGCCUCAGUUAUCUCGGAUUACAAGAGCGCCCAGGUAGAAGUCGAAGAAGAGUGA